AUGCGCGUCGGCAUGGACGUUGACGGCCUGUGCGAGCACGCAUCGUGGUUGGAAGGCCUGCUGCGUCUCGACCCGCGCGGCGGGUUCUUCGACCACAUCGACGUCGCCAAGGGCUUCUACGGCAUCACGAAGGCGCCGGCGGAGAACGUGACGAGGGUGAGGGCGAUCUCCAGGGCGACGGGCUACCCCGUCGACGGGCUCCACGACUACUGGGCGCUCAAGACCCGCGUCAUGUUGUCGCACCUGAGGAUCAAGAAGAAGGAGCUCACCAGCACUGCGAUCGAGAAAGCGCAGCCCGAGCUGAGGUCGAUGCCGUCGCUGAUCUCGAGGCCCUCGCCGUCGCCGCCCGCCAAGCCCAGCAGAUCAGCAGCGCAGCAGGAGCCAGUCCAGAACCCGUUCAUCAACUACAGGGUUCCCGAGCUGUUCACAAGCCCUCCUCAGACGGGCGCCGGCUUCGGGAGCUCGUCGGUCCUGGACUCCGACGGCGACGAUGACGACGAGGACAAUCAUCCGAUCUUCUGCCACUUCGAUGGCCGUGCCAUCCAGCUCGUGCUCUCCAACGGCUCGGCCAGAGAAGCUGAAUGGUUUCGGGUGAGUGGUGACGGCUUCGUGAUGGGCGUGUGGGACUCCGUGAAGGGCGCCGACGGCGAGCCGUACUCGUGGGAGUCGGAGCUGUCGGCCGACUGGCUCGGAGACGACGGGAAGCUCAAGCGCCCCCCCAAGGCGCAGCCGAAGCCCGCGGGCAAGAGCAAGGCCCAAGGGAAGGCCACCAGUGCCAAAGGGAAGGCGAAGGCAAAGGCGAAGGCCAAAGGCAAGGCCAAGGCCAAAGGGAAGGUGCAGCUCAAGAAGCGCAAGGCGGGCGAGGACGACAGCGAAGGUGACGAGGCAGAUGCCCAGGGCGAGGAUGAUGAGGAGGAGGAGGAUGAGGAGGAGCAUGAGGACGCGGCCGAAGCUCCCGAAGAUGAGGAAGCAGAUGCAGCGGAGGCAGAGGAGGCAGAGGAUGUGCAGCCGUCGAAGCCCGUCAGCAAGAAGCCGGCUGGUAAGGCUGGCAAGAAGGAUGACACGCAGAUUGAGCUCAUCCUUGCGAACGGCCACAACGGCAAGGUCGCCGUAUUCAUGAGAGCCCUGGGCCGCCCCAAGAAGAAACAGAUUCUCGAGGUCGGCGGCGAGAACGCACGUGAGCGGGCUACGACGAUCAUCGACAUGAUUAGGACGCAGGUGAUGGACAUCGUCGGAUCUGUCAACGACCCCGCCAAGGUCUCGGAUGAGGACAUGAAGGCCGUGAGGGCGAUCGCCAAGGCGGCGCGCGACGGGGGCCUGCUGACGGCGCUGCUGACGGGCCUGCUGAUGACGGGCGUGCUGCUGACGGACCUGCUGCUGACGGGCCUGCUGCUGACGGGCCUGCUGGCGGGCCUGCUGACGGGCCUGAUGACGGGCCUGAUGACGGGCCUGCUGACGGGCCCGCUGACGGGCCUGCUGACGGCGGUGAGUGAAGGGCCUGGCGACGGCGGCGGCUGGGUCGCAGACUCGUAG
This is a messenger RNA of Prorocentrum cordatum, 1533 nucleotides long. NCBI's taxonomy places the organism in Eukaryota, Dinophyceae, Prorocentrales, Prorocentraceae. The record is from the annotation of a GenBank genome assembly.